CCCAGUUCACACGCUGAGAGCUGAGAGUGUUAUUUCGGAACUAUACCAUAGCAUAGGUAACAUUGUUACUUAUGAUGUGACUAUACAAAGAAAGAACCAAAACAAAUUAUUUUUCAAUUGAAAUCUUCAAAUUGUAUUUAAUUUUUCCUAUACUGUUUUGUUUAUUUAUAAUUAGCAAAACAAAAAAAUGUCAAGAUCAGAUGUAAUUCCCACGUUGACCCUUGAUUUAGCAAAGCAAAUAUUAACUAAAACCUUAGAAGAAUUACAAAAACCAGAUAAUGUACAAAAAUUGGAAGAAGCAAGAGACAAUGUUGGAAAUGAGAUGUUGAAAAUGAUGCAAUACCUUUUUCCAAUCGUUAUGCAAGUACAAAUGGAAGUUCUUAAAGAAUUUGGAUACCCCGAGGGACGAGAUGGUAUUAUAAAAUUUUCUCAAAUGCUGAGAAAUUUUGAAAGAGAUGAUAACGAAAUUGCGAGGAUACACGGCCUGAUAAAAGCAUUCUAUUUACCACCAGUAUCUGUCCAUACAACAAACGAAUCGCCCAGUGACGAAAAGUCAAGUAGUUGAUUUUAUACUUGUUUUUGACUGCAUAUAAAAACUCAUCUAUACUGGUGUAAUCCCAAUAUAUUUAUGAAAAUUCA
This is a messenger RNA of Leptinotarsa decemlineata (Colorado potato beetle), 639 nucleotides long. Its product is annotated as protein C10. NCBI's taxonomy places the organism in Eukaryota, Metazoa, Arthropoda, Insecta, Coleoptera, Chrysomelidae. The record is from RefSeq and is a predicted model, not a curated record. Gene Ontology annotation, biological process: post-embryonic development.